Oryzias melastigma (Indian medaka) is the source of this 1621-nucleotide messenger RNA. It is a transcript of the gene isl2b, whose product is annotated as ISL LIM homeobox 2b. The record is from RefSeq and is a predicted model, not a curated record. The transcript is spliced from 6 exons. Gene Ontology annotation, cellular component: nucleus. Gene Ontology annotation, biological process: axonogenesis; positive regulation of transcription by RNA polymerase II; neuron fate specification. Lineage: Eukaryota; Metazoa; Chordata; Actinopteri; Beloniformes; Adrianichthyidae. The coding region runs from base 233 to 1327 and encodes 364 amino acids. Gene Ontology annotation, molecular function: DNA-binding transcription factor activity, RNA polymerase II-specific; cis-regulatory region sequence-specific DNA binding.
CCUUCGCUCUGUGCGCCGGUGGAGAGGUGGAGGCGAGGUGGAGAGGUGCGGUGGGACGAUUGGAGAGUCCGCUGUUGACGUCAUGACGUCACCCCAGCAGCGUGUGGGACCCUGGUAGCCUCUUCGGCCCCCUCCUGUCCGGAGAGACAAGUUAUCUGGGAGGCAGCCGAAGGGCCAGUCACCUCCUCACAUCUUUUCCGCAUCUACCGAGAAUCACCGUAAUCCUUCCUGUAUGGUGGAUAUUAUUUUCAGCUCUUCUUUCUUGGAUGAUAUGGGGGAUCAUUCCAAAAAGAAGCCAGGAUUCGCGAUGUGUGUCGGAUGUGGAAGCCAGAUCCAUGACCAGUACAUACUCAGAGUGUCUCCCGACCUGGAGUGGCAUGCAGCCUGCCUGAAGUGUGCAGAGUGCAGCCAGUACCUGGAUGAGACGUGCACUUGCUUUGUCCGGGACGGAAAAACUUAUUGCAAAAGAGAUUAUGUAAGGCUCUUUGGAAUAAAAUGCGCAAAAUGUAACCUGGGCUUCAGCAGCAGCGACUUGGUGAUGCGGGCUCGGGAUAACGUCUAUCACAUCGAGUGCUUUCGGUGCUCGAUGUGCAGCAGGCAGCUGCUGCCGGGAGACGAGUUCUCCCUGCAGGAAGGGGAUCUGCUGUGCCGGGCGGACCACAGCAUGCUGCUGGAGAGGAGCUCCGCGGGGAGCCCCAUCAGUCCCGGACACAUCCACUCCAACAGACCGCUGCACAUGGCAGCAGACCCAGUGACGGUGCGGCAGGCCCCGCAUCGGAACCACGUUCACAAGCAGUCGGAGAAAACGACGCGCGUCAGGACGGUGCUGAACGAGAAGCAGCUGCACACGUUGCGGACCUGCUACAACGCGAACCCGCGGCCGGACGCGCUGAUGAAGGAGCAGCUGGUGGAAAUGACCGGCCUGAGCCCCAGAGUCAUCCGGGUCUGGUUCCAGAACAAGCGCUGCAAGGACAAGAAGAAAUCCAUCCUGAUGAAGCAGCUCCAGCAGCAGCAGCACAGUGAUAAGACUGUAAGCAUCUUCAACCUGCAAGGUCUUACAGGGACCCCUCUUGUCGCUGGGAGUCCCAUUCGGCAUGAAAGCACGGUGCAGGGGAACCCGGUGGAGGUUCAGACCUACCAACCUCCGUGGAAAGCCCUGAGCGACUUCGCCCUGCAGAGUGACCUGGACCAGCCAGCCUUUCAGCAACUGGUGUCCUUCUCAGAAUCAGGUUCUCUUGGGAACUCAUCUGGCAGCGACGUGACUUCCUUGUCCUCUCAGUUGCCGGACACCCCCAACAGUAUGGUUCCCAGCCCGGUGGAGACGUGAAACCUUACAGCUAUACCCCACCCUCCCUUCUCUUCACCACCAACACUAAGAUGACCACCACCUCCACCACCUCCUCCUGCAAGGACAGUUUGCAGCAUGAUCCCAGUCCCACCCAUCCCUGCAUGCGACCAGCUCAUCACGUGGCCUCAAACCAGAGAGGAGUUUUUUUGUUUCCUGAUGGAGAAAGGAACCAACAGAGCAACCAUUGACUUUGCUUUUUUGUUGCUUUUUUUGAGAACAAACACUAAGCAGAACAAUUGAUGCAUGAACGAAGAUGUACAGAGGAUCUCCAAA